CGCGCCGGGGGCGGGGCCGCGCCCGUGCUGCCCUCGCGCGGCCGCAGGGACCGCGCGGCCCGUGCGCGCCCCCGUGGCGCCCCCGGGAGCGCGCCCGGCGCAGCCCCGCGCCCGGGCGUGGGGCCCGGCUCGCCCCGGCGGAAUCAGCCGGCGGCGGGAAAGGGCCUUGAACAGGAGGCAACGACACGGAACGGCGACGUGGCGCCGGCGGAGGGGCGGGGAGCAGAACGGGACAGUGGCGCCGCAGAGGCCCAGCCCAAAAGUUGGCACUAAGCCAGCCGGUGCUGCACUAACGGGGGCUGCCCAGGCACCGCUCCAGUACCCACCCAGCCUCCCUCCAUGAGACAGACACCCAGAGGAGCAUCCAUACGCACAAGAUGAUUAGGAAGAUAACCCUCAGCCUGGGACGACACGUGUCCUCCAUGGCACGUGGGGCCACCCAGGUGAGAAGACUUCUGCAUGGUGGUUAUGUCAGGAUUCAUCCCUCUGUACAGGAAGCUCUGGUGGAGGGGAGACCCGUUGUAGCCUUGGAAAGCACCAUCAUUACACAUGGCAUGGCCUAUCCUCUGAAUUUGAGCAUGGCCAGAGAGGUUGAAGAAAUUGUAAGAGCAAAUGGAGCAGUGCCAGCCACUGUAGGUAUUUUAAGGGGCCAAAUCCAUGUGGGACUCACAGACGAGGAACUCAAGUUCUUGGCAAGCAGUAAAAAUGCAGUUAAAGUGUCUCGCAGAGAUUUUCCUUUCGUCCUCAGCCAGGGCUUGUCCGGUGGCACUACUGUGUCUGGAACAAUGAUCGUGGCACACAAAGCAGGAAUUCCUGUGUUCGUGACAGGUGGCAUAGGAGGUGUCCAUCGGGAUGGGGAGAACACUCUGGAUGUGAGUGCUGACUUGACAGAGCUAGGACGAACGCCGGUGGCUGUUGUAUCUGCAGGAGCCAAGUCUAUCCUUGAUAUUGGCAGGACACUAGAAUAUCUGGAGACUCAGGGUGUGUGCGUGGCUACCUUUGGAGAAUCAAGAGAGUUCCCAGCCUUCUUCUCACGCCAGAGUGGCUUCCAAGCACCAUACCAUGUCCAGGAUGAAGAGGAGGCAGCUAAACUUAUUGACAGUGCUCUGGGGCUGGGCCUGAGCAGUGGGGUGCUGAUUGCAGUGCCCUGUCCCCAGGAGCGAGCUGCCGAGGGCCAGGCCAUCGAGGAGGCCAUCCAGCAAGCUCUCAGCCAAGCCAGAUCCAAAGGAAUCACAGGCAAAGAAGUGACCCCCUUUUUGUUACAGAAGCUCACAGAAUUAACUGAUGGGAAAUCAUUGGACUCUAACCUUGCACUGAUCCAGAACAAUGCCAGAGUGGGCAGCUGCAUUGCAGUGGCCCUCAGCAAGCUGCAGAAAGCCAGAAGGAAGGGGAGCCAACCUGGGCAAAAGGACAUGACUGCACCCCAACCAGUGGUGAUUGGCGGUAUCAACAUUGACUUUAUAGCCAAGGCACAGAACCCUGAGAUCCUGGGUGGUGGACAAACAAAUGCUGGAAGAGUGAGACAAACCUUUGGUGGUGUUGGAAGGAACUUGGCAGACUGUUUAAGCCGUCUUGGACAAGCUCCUCUCCUUUUAUCAGCCGUGGGGAAGGAUGAGCAUUUAGAGUCUGUCCUGCACUACUGCCACCACAUGGACAUGAGCGGUGUCCUUCAGCUGGAGGGGAAGAGCACAGCCACUUACUGUGCCGUGGUCACCAGUGCCGGGGAGCUCAGCGUUGGCUUGGGAGACAUGGACAUCCACCACCAGAUAACAGAGCAAUAUGUGUCCCAGUUCAAGGAGAACCUGUGUCAGGCCCCACUUGUUUGCAUUGAUGGAAAUGUGCCUCUCUCCACUAUUCAGUACGUGUGCCAACUAGCUAGAGAGCACCAGCUAGCAGUGUGCUAUGAGCCAACAGAUGAGAACAAGGCCUCUAAGCCAUUCCUCUCAGACAGCUGGAAAGCACUCACAUACAUUUCCCCCAACCUGCAAGAGUUGAGAGCAAUAAAUCGGACCCUCGGGAACCCUCUGCCAGCAGAGCUGCCAUCCAGGUUGGAGGAUGUUGUCCAGGCAGCAGUGGCCCUGGCCUGCCCUUUGCUGGCCCACCUGCACUGCGUGGUGGUGACCCUUGGCGCUCACGGCGUCCUCCUGUGCGGCAGGAGCCUGGGGGGGAGCAUCUCCCUUUAUCCAGGAGCUCACAAACAGGCUGCUGCUGCCAGGCUCUGUGCUGCCCACUACCCCGCCAUCCCCAUCAGCAGGGAGGAGAUAGUAAACGUCUCAGGAGCUGGUGACAGCUUAAUGGCAGGAAUCCUUGCAGGAGUGCUUGCUAAACAUGACACAAGCACAUGUGUCCGGAUGGGUCUGCUGGCUGCCAGCUUGUCUCUCCGUUCCUAUGAGCCCAUUUCUCCCGAAAUCAGCACUUCCAGUGUCAGCCAGGAGCAAGUCAAGAGCAGGAGCUGGCCAGAGGCAAAGGUAUGGAAGAUGGACUAGAACACUCUGGCUUUCUCAUCUAUCACCUCAUUGCACUUGCAGCAAUCCUGUUUUCAGGAACUGGACUGUGUUUUGAGCUUUGAGAACAUUUAUCUGCUUCGGUCCUGAGUAAACCCUCAAGAAAGGAGGCCCUACCCAGGGAACAUCUCUGGAAUGAAAAGCUGAUUUCUGGUCUUUCAGACCUCCUGGUUUUCCAACCUCCAGGCUUUCUCGAUUUUCUGUUGAGGAAAUUCUAUAGAUUUUCUCUUCCUCCACCUUGUGUCACUGUUGUCCAUUAUCACGGUAGCUCUUCUGUCAUUGACCCCUGAAUCUUCAGGACCAUGUCUCUUCAGCUGGGCCCAGCAGCAACAUCUGCUCUUGCUGCUUACUCUUUCCUAUCCAAGAGGUCCCAUGGAUCAUAACCUGUGGCAGGGUGCAGCUGGCAGGAACAUGACACUGUAGGAUAACCUCAUCCAUCUUCCCAAGCCAGCCAGCACACACUACACCUUCUUGCUCUGGAGUCCAAUGCCCCUGGAGAAAGUAGGCAAGACAAAAUAAAGAAGAGUGACAAGGGACCAGCUGGUGGCCUUUAAAAGCCCCUUGUUCCACAUGCCUUCCUCUGAUCUUGGGGCUUCCUUCCUCCUUCUUUAGUCCUGAGUAUCAAGUCUGAAGCAAAAGAGAUCAGAGGGAGCCAAAGCAUCUCCCAUGGAAGCCAUAAGGAAAAGUCACCUUCUCUCUCUAAACCUGAAAUGUGCACAGGAUGCGACUGCGGGUGCAAACAGAUUGGUGAACACUGAUUCAUUAAAACUGAUUCAUUACAACUGAUUUUAUUAAAACUGAUUUCUAGCAGAGCUGGGUCUCGGUGCUGACUGGUUCCUAAACCUGACUGAUAGUAAACCUGGAGUACAGACCCACCCUCUGUUUCAUCCACAGACCACGGUCAGACCCCUUGGCUGAGGAGCAGCUCCCUGGUGUCUGACACAGCACUGAAGUCAACCAAAGCUUGAGCAGGGCAGCUCUAACACCACUCUCCUGGGUGGGCUCUGCUGUUUAACCAGUGAACUCCCAC
Motacilla alba alba is the source of this 3534-nucleotide messenger RNA. Its product is annotated as pseudouridine-metabolizing bifunctional protein C1861.05-like. The coding region runs from base 378 to 2486 and encodes 702 amino acids. Gene Ontology annotation, molecular function: pseudouridylate synthase activity; kinase activity. The record is from RefSeq and is a predicted model, not a curated record. The transcript has 20 exons. Lineage: Eukaryota; Metazoa; Chordata; Aves; Passeriformes; Motacillidae.